Molecule: messenger RNA, 8707 nt
Organism: Diaporthe batatas
Lineage: Eukaryota; Fungi; Ascomycota; Sordariomycetes; Diaporthales; Diaporthaceae
Product: U4/U6-U5 snRNP complex subunit PRP8
Exons: 8
Coding region: 220-7347 (2375 amino acids)
Biological process (GO): spliceosomal tri-snRNP complex assembly; mRNA splicing, via spliceosome
Cellular component (GO): catalytic step 2 spliceosome; U5 snRNP
Molecular function (GO): metallopeptidase activity; U5 snRNA binding; U1 snRNA binding
Source: RefSeq, a predicted model, not a curated record
CUGAGCCUGCCCAGCUUACCGCGACGAGCUGCGACAUCCUCACCAUCCCAUCAGGAAUUAAACCCUGGCCGUCGCAGGUGGACCAUCGAUGAAUCGAGUUUCUCUCGGACGGCUGUGAAACUUGUCCCGCGUUCGCGCUCGCGGACCGCGAUCAUACGCGAGCCUUGAGAGUCUUCAAGUCCACCUCAACGCCAGGUGUCGCGGCUUGAUCAUCUCGAUAUGUCUCAGCUUCCGCCGCCGCCGCCCCCUGGCUGGGGCCCGCCCCCUCCGCCUCCUCCCGACUCGGCGAUGCCUCCUCCACCGUCACAGCUGCCUCCCCCUCCUGGCGCGCCGCCUCCACCUCCUCCGCCCGGUUUCCGACCAAGCGCAGAUGCCCACACCGCAAAAUUUGAGCAGAAGAAGAAGGAAUGGCUCCGGCUACAGCGGAAUCGUUUCGGCGAGAAACGGAAGGGCGGUUUCGUGGAGACGCAGAAGGCUGACAUGCCCCCCGAGCAUCUUCGAAAGAUCGUCAAGGACAUUGGCGAUGUGUCCCAAAAGAAAUACACCGCCGACAAGCGGAGUUACCUUGGUGCCUUGAAGUUCAUGCCCCACGCUGUCAUGAAACUCUUGGAAAACAUGCCAAUGCCCUGGGAGUCCGCUAGAGAAGUGAAGGUUCUCUACCACGUGAACGGGUGCUUGACCCUGGUCAACGAGAUCCCCCGUGUCAUCGAACCCGUCUUCAUUGCACAGUGGGGCGCGAUGUGGGUGAUCAUGCGGAAGGAAAAGAGCGACCGGCGACUUUUCAAGCGGAUGAGGUUCCCACCUUUCGAUGACGAGGAGCCACCUUUGUCGUGGUCCGAAAACCUCGAAGAUGUCGAUCCACUGGAACCAGUCCAGAUGGAACUGGAUGAGGAAGACGAUGAGGCCAUUCAGGAAUGGUUCUACGACCACAGACCACUCGAAGACACGCCUCAUGUGAAUGGCCCAAGUUACAAGACGUGGAAUCUUACAUUACAGCAGAUGGCCAACUUGUAUCGUCUCAGCCGGCCUCUCAUCUCAGAUGUCUUCGACAAGAACUACUUCUAUCUGUUCGAGCUGAAGAGUUUGUUGUCAGCGAAGGCCCUCAAUGUCGCUCUUCCUGGUGGCCCCCGGUUUGAGCCCUUGUAUAAGGACAUCGACCCCAACGACGAGGAUUUUGGCGAGUUCAAUGCUAUAGAUCGGAUCAUCUUCAGAAACCCUGUCCGGACCGAGGACAGGGUCGCAUACCCGUUCCUAUACAAUUCCCUGCCGCGAAGCGUUCAUCUAUCUUGGCACUCUCACCCUCAGACAGUCUACAGCAGGGCGGAUGACCCAAGCUUGCCCGCCUUCUAUUUCGACAAGUCUAUCAACCCGAUCUCGUCGCGUGAUGUUGCUCCGAAGAAUCUCAGCAUUACCCACGAGGAUGAGCUCUUCGGGAAGGGCAACAUAGAAGAGGAUGAGGAAGAGGCCUUCACCCUACCGCCUACUGUGGAGCCGUUCCUGGCUGACGAGGACCUUUACAAUGACGAUACUGCCUCCGCCAUCGAGCUAUGGUGGGCUCCAUUCCCCUUCGAUCGCCGCUCAGGCCGCAUGGUUCGGGCGCAAGAUGUCCCGCUUAUCAAGCAGUGGUAUCUGGAGCACUGCCCCCCGAAGCAGCCUGUCAAGGUUCGAGUGUCAUACCAAAAGAUGCUCAAGACCUAUGUCCUGAAUGAGCUCCACAAAAAGAAGCCGAAGGCGCUCCAGAGGCAGAACCUGCUCAGGACGCUCAAAGCCACCAAGUUCUUCCAGCAGACGACCAUCGACUGGGUUGAAGCAGGUCUUCAGGUCUGCCGACAGGGCUUCAACAUGCUCAACCUCCUCAUCCACCGCAAGAAUCUCACAUACCUUCACCUGGACUACAACUUCAACCUGAAGCCUGUCAAGACCCUCACGACCAAGGAGCGGAAGAAGUCUCGUUUUGGAAAUGCGUUCCAUCUCAUGCGUGAGAUCCUGCGGCUGACAAAACUCAUCGUCGAUGCUCAAGUUCAGUACCGCCUGGGUAACAUUGAUGCAUUCCAGCUUGCCGACGGUAUUCUGUAUGCUUUCAAUCACGUUGGUCAACUUACAGGAAUGUACCGCUACAAGUACAAGCUCAUGCACCAAAUCCGAACUUGCAAAGAUUUGAAGCAUCUGAUCUACUACCGCUUCAAUGCUGGGCCUGUCGGCAAGGGACCUGGUUGUGGUUUCUGGGCUCCUGCCUGGAGAGUUUGGCUCUUCUUCAUGCGUGGAAUCAUCCCUCUGCUCGAGCGUUGGCUAGGGAACUUGCUUUCGCGUCAAUUCGAGGGUCGUCACUCGAAGGGUGUUGCCAAGACAGUGACUAAGCAGCGUGUCGAGUCGCAUUUUGAUCUGGAGCUUCGGGCGUCUGUCAUGGCCGAUCUCAUGGACAUGAUGCCUGAGGGUAUUAAGCAGAACAAGGUGAACACAGUGCUGCAACAUCUUUCUGAGGCUUGGAGGUGCUGGAAGAGCAACAUUCCUUGGAAGGUCCCUGGUCUACCCGCCGCUAUCGAGAACAUCAUUUUGCGUUAUGUCAAGUCGAAGGCCGACUGGUGGAUUUCAGUCGCGCACUACAAUCGUGAGCGGAUCAGGAGAGGUGCCACCGUGGAUAAGACGGUGGCCAAGAAGAACGUUGGCCGUCUCACCCGUCUCUGGCUCAAGGCCGAGCAGGAACGGCAACACAAUCACAUGAAGGACGGUCCUUAUGUCUCUUCUGAAGAAGCCGUAGCGAUUUACACAACCAUGGUGCACUGGUUGGAAUCGCGCAAGUUCUCUCCCAUUCCUUUUCCUAGCGUCUCCUACAAGCACGACACCAAGAUCCUUAUCUUGGCCCUGGAACGGCUACGUGAGGCGUACUCCACAAAGGGCCGUCUCAAUCAGAGCCAGCGCGAGGAGCUCGCUCUCAUUGAGCAGGCUUACGACAGUCCUGGCACGACUUUGGAGCGUAUCAAACGGUUCUUGCUCACCCAGAGAGCCUUCAAGGAAGUUGGUAUCGACAUGAACGACAACUACAGCACGAUCAACCCUGUCUACGACAUUGAGCCCAUUGAGAAGAUCAGCGAUGCAUAUUUGGAUCAAUACCUGUGGUAUCAGGCAGACCAACGAUCUUUGUUUCCAGCUUGGAUCAAGCCAUCGGACUCGGAAGUGCCGCCGCUUCUAACCUACAAGUGGGCCCAAGGCAUCAACAAUCUGCAGAAUGUCUGGGUUACCGAGGAUGGCGAAUGCAAUGUCAUGAUCGAGACACAGCUGUCCAAAAUCUAUGAGAAGAUUGAACUGACCCUUCUCAACUCUCUCCUCCGGCUGAUCAUGGAUCACAACCUGGCAGAUUACAUUACCGCAAAGAACAACGUCACGUUGACCUACAAGGAUAUGAAUCACGUGAAUAGCUACGGCAUGAUCCGUGGUCUCCAGUUCUCGGCAUUCGUAUUCCAGUACUAUGGUCUUGUUCUCGAUCUGUUGCUCCUGGGGCCUCAGCGGGCAACUGAGAUUGCCGGUCCCCCACAAAAGCCCAACGACUUCCUUCAGUUCAGUGACCGCGAGACUGAGACGAAGCACCCAAUUCGCCUCUACACUCGCUACAUUGACAAGAUUUGGAUGUUCUUGAGGUUCACGGCUGACGAGUCGAGGGAUUUGAUCCAGAGAUUCUUGACCGAACAGCCUGAUCCCAAUUUUGAGAACGUCAUCGGGUACAAGAGCAAGAAGUGCUGGCCGAAGGACUCGCGCAUGAGACUAAUGAGGCACGAUGUCAACCUCGGGCGCGCGGUUUUCUGGGACCUAAAGAACCGACUGCCACGUUCCAUCACCACUAUCGAGUGGGACGAGACAUUUGCCAGUGUCUACAGUCGCGACAAUCCUAACCUCCUCUUCUCGAUGUCUGGGUUCGAGGUUCGAAUCUUGCCAAAAAUCCGGAACCAGAACGAGGAGUUCCCGGUGAAAGAUAGUGUCUGGUCUUUGGUCGACAACGAGAGCAAGGAGAGAACAGCGCAUGCCUUCUUACAGGUGACUGAGGAAGAUGUGCAGAAGUUUAACAACCGCAUCAGGCAGAUUCUCAUGUCCUCUGGAUCCACAACCUUCACCAAGAUUGCCAACAAGUGGAACACUGCGUUGAUAAGCCUUUUCACUUAUUACAGAGAGGCUGCCGUCUCGACAAUUCCUCUUCUCGACACGAUUGUGAAGUGCGAAACUAAGAUCCAGACGCGUGUCAAGAUCGGUCUCAACUCCAAGAUGCCAUCUCGUUUCCCGCCAGCUGUCUUCUACACGCCCAAGGAGCUCGGAGGUCUUGGUAUGAUUUCAGGGUCACACAUUCUGAUUCCAGCAAGCGACAAGCGGUGGUCCAAGCAGACCGAUACGGGCGUCACACAUUACAGAGCUGGCAUGACACAUGAUGAAGAGACUCUCAUCCCGAACAUCUUCAGAUACAUCAUUCCCUGGGAGUCAGAGUUCAUCGACUCGCAGCGAGUGUGGACGGAAUACUCCCAAAAGCGUCUUGAGGCCAACCAACAAAAUCGCCGUCUCACUCUGGAAGACCUUGAAGACUCUUGGGAUCGCGGACUUCCAAGAAUCAACACGCUGUUCCAAAAGGAUCGAAGUACGCUGUCAUUCGAUAAAGGUUAUAGGUGCCGGGCGGAAUUCAAGAUCUAUCAGCAGAUGAAGAGCAAUCCUUUCUGGUGGACCAGCCAGAGACAUGAUGGAAAAUUGUGGAAUCUGAACGCCUACCGUACCGAUGUCAUCCAGGCUCUCGGUGGUGUUGAGACUAUCUUGGAGCACACACUAUUUAAAGCCACAGGGUUCCCUUCUUGGGAGGGUCUCUUCUGGGAGAAGGCCAGUGGUUUUGAGGAGAGUAUGAAGUUCAAGAAGUUGACGAAUGCUCAACGGUCCGGUCUCAACCAAAUCCCGAACCGUCGGUUUACUCUUUGGUGGUCGCCGACCAUCAACCGAGCAAACGUCUAUGUCGGUUUCCAGGUGCAACUUGAUCUCACUGGCAUUUUCCUCCACGGCAAGAUCCCGACGCUCAAGAUCUCGCUAAUCCAGAUCUUCCGAGCCCAUCUUUGGCAGAAGAUACAUGAGAGUGUUGUCAUGGACUUGUGUCAAGUGUUUGAUCAAGAGCUGGAGUCACUGUCUAUUGAAUCCGUGCAGAAAGAAACGAUCCAUCCUCGAAAGUCGUACAAGAUGAACAGCUCCUGUGCCGACAUUCAACUUUUUGCCAGCCACAAGUGGAACGUGACCCGACCGUCCAUGCUGUUCGACACCAAGGAUGUCAUCGAACCCCAUACCACCAACAAGUUCUGGGUUGACGUCCAAUUGAGGUAUGGAGACUACGACUCGCACGAUAUUGAGCGUUAUGUCCGUGCCAAAUACCUCGACUACACAACCGACAGCAUGAGUCUGUACCCAUCAGCAACUGGCCUCAUGAUCGGGAUAGACCUCGCAUACAACCUCUACUCGGCAUAUGGCCACUACUUCCCGGGUCUGAAGAUGCUGAUUCAGCAAGCUAUGGCCAAGAUCAUGAAGGCGAACCCUGCCCUCUAUGUUCUGCGCGAGCGUAUUCGAAAGGGUCUCCAGCUGUACGCCUCCGAGAGCAACCAAGAAUUUUUGAACUCUCAGAACUACUCCGAGCUGUUCAGCAACCAGACCCAACUGUUCAUCGACGACACGAACGUCUACCGAGUGACCAUCCACAAGACCUUCGAAGGCAACCUGACAACCAAGCCGAUUAACGGAGCCAUUUUCAUUUUCAAUCCUAGAACCGGGCAGCUGUUCUUGAAGAUCAUCCACACGAGCGUGUGGGCCGGUCAGAAGCGUCUCGGUCAACUGGCGAAAUGGAAGACAGCCGAAGAAGUUGCUGCUCUUAUCCGAUCGCUCCCGGUUGAAGAGCAGCCCAAGCAGCUCAUUGUCACCCGCAAAGGUCUUCUCGAUCCUUUGGAAGUGAACCUGCUCGACUUCCCCAACAUUUCUAUUCGGGCUUCUGAGCUGCAGUUGCCAUUCCAGGCUGCCAUGAAGGUCGAGAAGUUGGGUGACAUGAUUCUGAGAGCGACCGAGCCUCAGAUGGUCUUGUUCAACCUUUACGAUGAAUGGCUCAAGAGCAUCUCCUCUUACACUGCCUUCUCACGUCUUGUUCUGAUCUUGCGUGCCCUGCAUGUCAAUAUGGACAAGACGAAGCUUGUUCUGCGCCCUGACAAGACGGUUGUCACUCAGGAACACCACAUCUGGCCGACAUUGUCGGAUGAAGACUGGAUCAAGGUUGAGACUCAAUUAAGAGACCUGAUCCUGAAUGACUACGGAAAGAAGAACAACGUCAACGUCUCCAGCUUGACGAGCAGUGAGGUUCGUGACAUCAUUCUUGGUAUGGAGAUUUCUGCUCCAUCGUUGCAGAGACAGCAAGCUGCCGAGAUCGAGAAGCAGCAGCAGGAACAGCAACAACUCACUGCUGUCACCACCAAGACGCAGAACGUCCACGGGGAGGAGAUCAUAGUCACGACGACGUCUCAGUUUGAGCAGCAGACUUUUGCAUCCAAGACCGAAUGGCGCACGCGGGCCAUUGCCAGCUCAAACCUGCGUACUCGCGCUAACAACAUUUAUGUCUCUCCUGUGGACAAUGAUGCGGAGGAGAUCACGUACGUCAUGCCAAACAACAUCCUCAAGCGCUUCAUCCAGAUUGCGGAUCUGCGUGUGCAAGUGGCUGGGUACCUGUACGGAGCUUCGCCACCCAACUACGACCAGGUCAAGGAAAUCAAGUGUAUCGUCUUGGUCCCCCAGAUCGGUGGUCUUCGGAAUGUGCAGCUGCCCCACCAGCUGCCCCAGCACGAGCUGUUGAAGGACCUGGAGCCCCUCGGCCUGAUCCACACAAUGUCAGGCAACGAGCUGCCGUACAUGUCCGCAGCAGACGUCACGGAGCAUUCCAAGCUGCUGGACGCUCACCCCGAGUGGGCACAGGACAAGACGCUCACGGUGUCGGUCUCCUUCACACCAGGCAGUGUCUCCCUCUCCGCGUGGGCGCUCAGCCCCCAGGGCUACAAGUGGGGCCUAGAGAACAGGGACCUGCAGAGCGACCAGCCGCAGGGCUUCACGACGACGAUGGGCGAGAAGCGCAAGCUGCUGCUGAGCCCGCGCUACAGGGGCUUCUUCCUGGUGCCCGAGAGCAGCCAGUGGAACUACAGCUUCAUGGGCUCGGCCUUUGCCGGCCUCGAGAAGAAGCCCGUCCGCGUCAAGCUCGACACCCCGAUGCCCUUCUACAGCGACACGCACCGGCCGGUGCACUUCCAGAGCUUCGCCGAGCUCGAGGAUAUUGGGGUGGACAGGAGCGACAACUUUGCGUAAGCGGGCGGGAACGCCGGCCUUCAGGGGAACGCGUCCCGCGCGGGGAGACAAGGUCAUCAGUGCAAAUUCACGGCUGGUUCGGAGUGAUUUUGCACCUGGGCGCCACGGGCGCGUCAGGGAAAAGGAAGAUGGGCCGAGGCUGGCUCGGUUCCUACGGGCAGAAACACGAAUUCGCAAGCGACGCCGGCCCGCCGGUCGCCUCCCUUGCAACUUUUGCUAUUACUUCUCGCAGAAGAAUACUGGGGCCACAGAAUGUGCAUGGUCCUCAUUCACUCUUUGGUAAUAGGGGGGGGGUUGAGUUGUGGUGACGCGGCGUUUCCGAGGGCAUCGGCGAGGCUGUGUUUUUGGUUCCCCUUGUCUCGAGGGGAGAAAGGAGCCGAGAUUGUAUUGUACACGGUGUAUGCGAUGUGACGGGCUCGAAAAGGAAGAAGAGAUAGCGAGCAGCCUGCAGAAAAGCAUAGCAAACAAUUUGAUUGCGUUCAUACAUGUCUACAGAACGGCAUGCCGCGCAAAAGCAACGGCAUCGCGCUAUCUGUCAAUUUUUGAUGCAGUCAUUCACAGUGGCGGCCAGCCACAACCGCCAGUACAACAACUAAUAUCUCUCCCCCCCGUUGUAACCCGGCAUGACGUUGGAUUUCACAAGCCUCAGCCGCGGACACCGGCCCCAUAGCCAAAAGGAGGAGCUUUGUAACUCUGCCCUAGUUCCUGCAUUGGCGUGGCGUGGGGCUUGGGACGAUCGCACAAGAAUAAUACAUAAGCGAACGCGGACGGCCGCAUGAGCUUUCCAGAAGCAGUCAGGUACUGCUCCGGGGGAGGUUGUAUGGCUGACGAGCACGUGCCCCGCUCCCGUCGCACCGGCGCGUGCGGCCAAGCGAGACGGUCUCUACUCUGACCCUGAUGUUCUUUCUCUUGUGUUCCCUACUGUCCUUGCUUCUUGCCGGAGCUUGGGGCAUGUGGUGUGCGCGGGCUCGGUGUCCCCAUUCUGUCCUAGAGCUUGCUUUUAUUUUCUCCGGUGAGGCUAGCCAUAUGGCGCCCUAUUGACCUGUCACCCAGUCUGGAGUCUGUCAGGCGACUGGGGAGGUGGGGAUGCCGUACAGCAAGCGAUUGGUUUCCCGGUGGGGAUCGGUAAGUGCGCCGGGCGCAGGUUUGAGCCUAGGAGGGGUGACCGACAGAUGGACGGCAGACGGCAGACGGCAGACGGCAGAAGAGAUGUCCCCAGGAGAGCAGCUGCCUUGCGUAUGUAAUCAUUGGUCGUGGUUGAUUUGAAAUUGCAGAGCUUCAUGCAUCAAUGCCGCAUCGGGCGUUUUUCUGCUGCUGCCCCCGCGACAACCUGUAUGUAGUCUAGCUGUCUAGGUGCUCG